This is a messenger RNA of Cetraspora pellucida, 825 nucleotides long. NCBI's taxonomy places the organism in Eukaryota, Fungi, Glomeromycota, Glomeromycetes, Diversisporales, Gigasporaceae. The record is from the annotation of a GenBank genome assembly.
AUGAGUACCAAGUUUCUUAUUGACAUGGCUGAAGAUUAUAAACAGCUAUAUGAAACUAAGGAAAAUUAUGAUGUAAUUAUUUACACCGGUGAAGAGCCAAAUACGGAAGAAAUUCAUGCACACUCUUUGGUUCUUCGUACCAGAUCUACUUAUUUUCGUGGUGCUUUUACUUCUGGUUGGGCAACAAAAGACAAAGAUACUGGCUGUUUCAUCUUCAAGAAGCCUAAUAUCUCUUCAACAAUUUUUGAACUUAUUCUUAAAUUUUUAUAUUGUGGGGAAGUUGAUAUUUAUGAUCAAGAAGGAGAGACGAUUUUGGAUCUUUUGGUUGCUUCAGAUGAAUUUGGUCUUACAAAACUUAUUGAUCAUGUUCAGCAAUAUUUUACUGAUAAUCAGAAAAAAUUUUUACAACAAAAUUCUGUAGGAACGCUUCAUAUUGCCACUCGUCAUGAAGCCUUUAAUGAACUUUUAAAAUCCUCUUUAGAAACUAUUUGUGCAAAUCCUGACAUUCUAUUUGAGAAAACUUUACAAGGAUGUAUUCAAUAUAUUAGAUUUCAUGAAAUUAGCAUGCCAGAUUUUUACCAUAAAGUAUUACCAUAUAUGCCUAUUAUUCCAAAUAACUUAUUCAAAGACAUUUUACGUUGUUACAUGAUUCCAAACGCAGUACCUCUUUAUAAUGUAUUUCCUUCUAGAUCUAAAAUUAACUCAGUUUUAAUUGACAUAACCCAUGCACGUUUAUUCACAAGUUGGAUCAGUAAUGGUAAUAAUAAAAGCACUAAGCAAAUUGAGGAUUAUGAAGUUUUUCAAGUAAUUACUACAAAAACAUAA